Molecule: messenger RNA, 1044 nt
Organism: Scomber japonicus (chub mackerel)
Lineage: Eukaryota; Metazoa; Chordata; Actinopteri; Scombriformes; Scombridae
Gene: fmodb
Product: fibromodulin b
Exons: 2
Coding region: 1-1044 (347 amino acids)
Molecular function (GO): protein binding
Source: RefSeq, a predicted model, not a curated record
AUGCGGACAGUGGUGCUCCUCCUCAUAAUGGGAAUAGUGGAUCUGAGCUUUGGCCAACGUUACAGCCAGUUGCAGUGGUUGUCCCAUCUGCGAGGACGGCGGUGGCAUGCAAGCUGGCAGGCUGAAGACGUGGACUGCCCCCUGGAGUGCGACUGCCCCUCAACCUACCCAACAGCGAUGUACUGUCACAGCCGCAACCUUCAGCAUGUUCCCUACGUUCCCUCACAUGUAAAGUACGUCUACCUGCAGGGUAACCAGAUCACAGGCAUCCAGGAUGGCGUGUUUGACAACGCCACCAGCUUAGUCUGGGUUGUUUUAUUCCACAACCAGCUCAACUCAGACAAGAUCGGCAAGAAUGUCUUCAGCAAGCUCAAGAACCUGGACCGACUGUUCUUGGAUCACAACGAGCUGACCCGUGUUCCUCCCAACUUGCCUAAGUCUAUAACAGAACUGCGGCUUGGUCACAACAAGAUCUCAAAAAUCCUGUCCAACACAUUCGAGGGGAUGGCCAACCUCACCAGUCUUAAGCUCCAAGCAAACGACUUAGAGGACAUUGGAGGUGUGUUCAAGGGACUGAAGUCUCUGACCCUGCUGGAUAUGAGGAAAAACAAGCUCAGGAAAAUCCCUGAUAACCUCCCCGAGAGGCUGCAGCAGCUAUACCUGGAGUUUAAUAACAUUGAGAGUGUGCCGACGGGCUUCCUCACCAUGUAUCCCAAACUGAAGUUUAUCCGGUUAGCUCACAACAAGUUGACUGAUAAAGGACUGCCCUCAAAUGUCUUCAAUAUAAGCACGCUGGUUGAGCUAGACCUUUCCUUCAAUAAACUGGAGAAGAUCCCCAUUGUCAGUAGGAACCUGGAGAACCUUUAUUUACAAGCCAAUAAGAUCAAAGAGUUCUCCUUGAGCAGUUUCUGUGGACACGAGAGAGACAUGACAAACUUCUCCCAGCUAAGAAUGCUGCGUUUGGAUGCCAAUGAGAUCAGUGCCAAAGACAUUCCUGCUGAAGCUGCCUACUGUUUGCGGCGUGCUGCCUUUAUCGACGUGUAA